This is a messenger RNA of Exophiala spinifera, 342 nucleotides long. RefSeq lists its product as uncharacterized. The transcript is spliced from 3 exons. NCBI's taxonomy places the organism in Eukaryota, Fungi, Ascomycota, Eurotiomycetes, Chaetothyriales, Herpotrichiellaceae. Gene Ontology annotation, molecular function: nucleic acid binding; zinc ion binding. The coding region runs from base 1 to 342 and encodes 113 amino acids. The record is from RefSeq and is a predicted model, not a curated record.
AUGGGUAGCAUCAAGCGCAGCAAAACGAAAAGACGAACUCGCGACCUUGAUCAGGUCAAGGCCGAUCUGAAGUCACCCAAACACCUUGCCCAACACAAAAGCAACAAAGCCUCCGAAGACCUACCUGGGUUAGGCGCUUUUUACUGCGUCGAAUGCGCGAAAUACUUUAGCGACAGUCAUAACCUCAACGAGCAUCGCCGAGGGAAGAAUCACAAGAGAAGAGUGCGAAUGCUCAAGGAAGAAGCGCACACACAAAAGAUGGCAGAUGCAGCCGUGGGCUUGAGCACAGAAACCCGACGCAACCAGCACGAGCCGGAGAACGAAAUGUUGGUGGACGAUUGA